Molecule: messenger RNA, 2034 nt
Organism: Sclerotinia trifoliorum
Lineage: Eukaryota; Fungi; Ascomycota; Leotiomycetes; Helotiales; Sclerotiniaceae
Source: the annotation of a GenBank genome assembly
GCGUUGAAAUCGCUAAAGCUAGGAGAAUCGACUGAUAUUAAUGCAAUAGUUAAAGAGUAUAGAGUUUUGGCGAACACAUCAGCGUCUCCCGCAUCUACACUAUUUCAGCAAAUCCUAUCCUCGCGUGGAGGGCAACGCCUAGCGUUCUAGAAAUUCGUCAACCUCUAUUAACUUACGGUGAGUGCACAUCUUUCUUAGAGAGAUAUCAUGGUUAUUCUAAAGUUAACACGAAACUUAUCUACAGUACUAUGGUUUUCCAACCCGGCCUCCUCGAUCCUGAGAAUGUCAUGUCAAUUCAGGAAACUUCUCAGGACAACUGGCCUUUUCCCCAUAUAAUCAUCCAAGAUGCCAUUAAAGACAGCUUUCUGAGACAAGUGCGAGAUGAAAUCAAUGGCAACCUCCCAUUCAAAUUUGACGAGAAUAAUGUUUAUCGUAUCCAACGAUCGACCAACCUUGCAAACAUCUCGAAUCCUGAGGAAUUCCAAUUAGGCCUCUUACCAGGUCUCAUACAACUACGGGACGCCUUGUACAGCUUUAAAUUCAGAAAAUGGGUGUCUAGAAUCACAGCUGUCGGCCCACUGAGUGGCACCAAAUCAAGCAUGGCCGUGAAUUUAUACACUCCCGGUGGUCAUCUCCUCGUGCAUGACGAUUGCAACCCCAAUAGCAAGAAUCGGAGAGUGAGCUAUAUACUCUAUCUGACAGACCCCGACAACCCAUGGCAAUUAGAAUGGGGAGGAGGUCUAAGACUCUAUGCGAGUGAACCAAAGAGGAACGCAAACGGACAUGAUGUCAAACUCACGUUGCCCCAGUGGUCAAAAAAUAUUCAACCAUGCUUCAAUCAGCUGAUCUUCUUCGCUAUCCAGCCAGGCGGAACUUACCAUGAAGUUGAGGAAGUCCGCUACAGUGGAGAUAUGGUGGUCGACCAAGAUCGCCGACGUAUGGCUGUAAGUGGGUGGUUUCACACUGCUCAAGAGGGCGACGAAGGGUUUGACGAAGCAAUUCAACAGGCUGAGAUGCAAAGAGUGGAGCAUCUCCAUCAGCUCAAGGCUACUGUACAUGAGUUUCACGAACCGCAAACAAUUUUCACAUCAUUCGACCAUGUGGAAAUGGACGGGCCCGGUGCCAAUGGGAUACUAUCCCGACAGGAUAUAGAUUACCUGUCGUAUUACCUUGCACCACAGCUACUGACCCGAGCUCGAAUAGACCAAAUGUCGGAGUAUUUCAGUCGAACAUCGAUGUUACAGCUCAGUCCCUUCCUAUGCGAGCAUUUUGCAAUAAAGCUGAAGGAUUACAUCACAACAUUUAAUCACCGUUACGGUAAAACCAAUGAACAAAGUAACACGCCAUCUGAAUGGAAGACCGCUAGACCUCCCGAGGCACAUCGCUAUCUCUACUUAGACAAUUCCGCUGGUCCUUUAUUCCAGGCGACUCCUAUCUCACAACUUAUCACUUGCCUUCUGAGGUCUCAUGCAUUCAAAAAAUGGUUAGCAUUAGCGACAGGGUUUGCGUUGUCUAACAUCAACAAGCAGCAUGUUAUAGCCCGCCGAUUUCGCCGAGGUCUAGAUUAUAUUCUGGCCGAUGCACACGACAAAAGACGGCCACAGCUCGAUUACACACUCAGCAUAACCCCUGUGAACUGCAACCAUGCGAGCAGAUAUGGCGCGGGUGAAACUAGUGGGGAAGAGAUAUACAUGUCCACUGAACACGACGCCAUUCAGCUGAUGUUUGCUGGAAGAAAUUUUACUCGAACUCUAAAGGAUGGAACGGGCUACAAGAAUCCUAUUUCCUGGAAUAGUUUUUCAGCUAUACUACGAUGUGACGGUAUGCAGAGCUUCGUCAAAUAUGUGAGUCAUGAGGCAAGUGGAGAUCGAUGGGAUAUCAAGGGAAAAGUGCAGCUGAAGGGCCAUAUGCUGGAUGGUGUAACAAGCCAUCAAUAGAAGCGAUCGAUAUUUGUAAUACAUGAGAUGACUUGUUUGAUUUUGAUUCGAAGAAACGUACUAUUGUCUCAUCUUUGUGGCGUAUAAUGCAAUCUUU